Messenger RNA from Trematosphaeria pertusa, 1332 nucleotides. RefSeq lists its product as uncharacterized. Lineage: Eukaryota; Fungi; Ascomycota; Dothideomycetes; Pleosporales; Trematosphaeriaceae. The record is from RefSeq and is a predicted model, not a curated record. The transcript has a single exon. Bases 188 to 955 code for a protein of 255 amino acids.
CCUUCACUACUGUACAAGACACUGUUCACCAUCUACACAGCAUCACAUCUCGCAUCCCAGCGGAAACAGAAACACUCCUUUGCGAGGCGUCUACCUCAGGCAGAGCGGACUGCCUCCCGACUCUCCGACAGAACGACACACACCCACAACCUCUCCAACAACCACCACCCAUCUACGGCCCUCUACGAUGGACUCUAUGCGCAGUCUAAACACCUCCCUCCCGAAGACGAGGCAACGCCAGCCGACUCCGCAGCCCGACACCCACCAGUCCUUCCGAACCGCCGCGCUGACUGUGACGAACCUGUACAAAGCAGCCCUCGCGGAUAUCGACAGGUCUCGCUCGGACGGAUACCAAGAAGCCUUGGAGGACCUAAUAGGCUUUCUGGACAAAGAGAAUCUGGGUGUUGGCGAUGGCGAGGGAUGGCGCAUCAGGCAGUGGGCCAUGGAGCGGCUCGACGGCGCGCUUCCGGUGCCGUCCACAAGCGACAGCGAUGAGGAGGGCUUGGAUGAGAAGCGGGCCCGCAGCUCAUCGCCCAUCAUGGAACGCAAUCCAAGCCCCGAGGAGACGCGUUCGACAGAACCCUUGGCAGGACCCACGCACCGCUCCGACUCCGCUCCGCCCCCAAUUUCAGUAGCGUCAUCGACCGUUGACGCUGACAUGGCACCUCUGCCGACCAUGUUCCACUUCUCGGCGCCGCAGUCCUACCCCAACAAUAACUCAAACGACACACCUUUCGACUUCUCCGCGGCUGCUCGUCGUGCCUUUCCGACCCCUCGCCGCCCGUCAAAUCGAUCCUCGUCCCGGAACCUACAACGCUCCGCCGCCCAGAACCUUUUCUCAUUAGGAAGCGGAGCCGGCCAGAAGAGAAAACUCAUGCAAGAUUUCUUCGGCGUGGACGGCUUCAAUGAUCGACGAGACGGACCAGGCGGAUCUAAGCGCGGACGCUCCUCGUGAGCUCGUCGUCUUCGGGAACCCACUUAUGGAACGGGCAUGCUGCGGCAACCACUUAACGGCCUCCCUGCAUUCUACUAAGCGAUGGCGUUUUCUUAGACGGUUGUUUGAGGCAUUGGGCGGAGUAGAUCGCCAGAUGCAUUCGCCUUAAUUGCAUUUUCGGCAGCAUUACUGUUCUCGCAUUCGAUACCACCGGGGCCCUACGGCUACGGCUACGGCUACUGCCAUUUCUCAAGGUUCACAGGGACGUUCAGAAGAUAUUUGUAAAUAGGACUUGUUUGAGGGGAAGCUGUGAUUCCGAGCAGCGAUUGACAUAUCGUACACCCAUCCCAUACCUCCUGUGAUGUUACAGACUUUUCAUAAUUCCACCGGGUAUCCCA